AUGGCUCUGACCCAGGAAGCCGUGUUGAGUUUUCUGCUGGAGCGCGGAGGCAAAGUGAAAAACUCUGAGCUGGUGAACCACUUCAAGAGCCUCAUCAACAGCGGCGAUCCCGCGGGAAAGCAGCACAAUAGAGAGCUGUUCAAGAAGCUGGUGAACAGCGUCGCUGUGGUCAGGCAGAUCGACGAGGUGAAGUUUGUGGUGGUGAGGAAGAGGUACCAGGACUUUGUGAAAGAGGAGAUGGAUCAGAGCUUGUUCCGUCAAAUCGCGAACAGUAACGCGCGGCGCUCGUCAAGCGUAAGCAGUUACUACAAUGAUGAUAAAAGCUGCGUGGAGGGUUUGCAGGAAAGCGGGCCUGCUGUAUCCACGGCGGAUUCGGCCACCGUUAAAGUCCUGAAUAUCGCCGGAGAUCAGCCGUGCGGAGCGAGUAAAUCUGGGGCUGUGUUCGCUGUCAUAGCAGUCAGAUCCCCAGAGAGAGACUCCGCAGCGGGAGCAAGAGACGGAUUACGCUCCCAGGUGCAUCAGCAGCAUGGAAACCCUGACAAAGCAGUCAUCAGAGUUCCAUCACUAACUUCUAACUCCCCGUCUCAUCAGAGGGAGUUAAUAAAAGAGCCUCAGUGUUGGAAAUCCAAGCAGACAGAAGCCAAGCAGGCCCCAGGUUCUCCCCUGGUGAGGCCCCAAAACAAGACCCUCAGACAGGCUGAUGAUGAGUCUGUGCCUUUGGAGCCAAUAGCCCAUGAGUGGCUUGUUAAGUGUGCUGCUGGGCUGUGGGGACAAAUAUAUGCUUUACUGCUGCAGGACACACGCUUAGCACAGAGGAAGGAUUUCAUGUCAGGUUUCACAGCCUUGCACUGGGCUGCCAAGGACGGCAGCUGUGACAUCAUACACAAACUCAUUGAUGUCUCCAGCAAAAGAGGCACCUACGUGAAUGUCAACAGCAAAGCACACGGAGGAUACACGCCUUUGCACAUCGCAGCCAUGCAUGGUCACUCUGAGGUCAUGGUUGCUCUCGUGCAGCUCUACGGAGCCAGUGUGAACGAAAGAGACCAUGACGGCAAGAAGGCGCUUCACUACCUGGGGAAAGGUGCAUCGGCUGAGGUCAGGGCCCUGCUGGGAGGACAGCAGCAGAGUAAAGAGAAGAUGGAGGGCGAGGAAUACAAGGAGCACACAAGAGGCUUCAACACUAUCAGCAAACUGUUCCACCCUCACUUAGGGAAGAAACAUAAGACUUGCAGGUUUGCUCAUGAGUGGUAA
Messenger RNA from Xiphophorus hellerii (green swordtail), 1251 nucleotides. It is a transcript of the gene sowahab, whose product is annotated as sosondowah ankyrin repeat domain family member Ab. The coding region runs from base 1 to 1251 and encodes 416 amino acids. Gene Ontology annotation, molecular function: protein binding. The record is from RefSeq and is a predicted model, not a curated record. The transcript has a single exon. NCBI's taxonomy places the organism in Eukaryota, Metazoa, Chordata, Actinopteri, Cyprinodontiformes, Poeciliidae.